AUGGGAAAACCAUACCCUGAAACUACUAAACAAAUUGAAACUCUAAAACAUUUGGCUGAAGAAGUAGAUAAAGUUCAUGAAUUUAUUGUCAAAAGAAUUGAGACCGAAGCAGAUUUAGAUAAAUUUCCUACCGAUGAGGAAAUCUCUAAC
This is a messenger RNA of Funneliformis geosporum, 150 nucleotides long. NCBI's taxonomy places the organism in Eukaryota, Fungi, Glomeromycota, Glomeromycetes, Glomerales, Glomeraceae. The record is from the annotation of a GenBank genome assembly.